Messenger RNA from Sphaeroforma arctica JP610, 193 nucleotides. RefSeq lists its product as hypothetical. Lineage: Eukaryota; Ichthyosporea; Ichthyophonida. The transcript has a single exon. The record is from RefSeq and is a predicted model, not a curated record. The annotation marks the transcript as partial.
AUGAGCGUGUGUGAGAUCGACGCAGUAGGUAACACGCCCAGCAGCACCUCUCAGAAGCACAGCCACAGCACAGACAGCCACGGCGUGCUUGUUGUGGAGAAGCACGGCUGCACGUGGGUGCGGGUGAAUCAACUGGACGAGGCACAGAAGCUCUUGACAGCCAAUACGCACAUCGCUGCGCGAUUGGUAGUGG